This is a messenger RNA of Pecten maximus, 2287 nucleotides long. RefSeq names its product cysteine sulfinic acid decarboxylase-like. Gene Ontology annotation, cellular component: cytoplasm. Lineage: Eukaryota; Metazoa; Mollusca; Bivalvia; Pectinida; Pectinidae. Gene Ontology annotation, molecular function: pyridoxal phosphate binding; carboxy-lyase activity. Gene Ontology annotation, biological process: carboxylic acid metabolic process. The transcript is spliced from 17 exons. The coding region runs from base 287 to 1852 and encodes 521 amino acids. The record is from RefSeq and is a predicted model, not a curated record.
GUCAUUUAACUCACCUGGAGUUAGCUCUCUUGACUGUGUGUGAUACGUGUGUGAUACUGUUGUCCUUUUGCACAUGGAUUCACCUCUUGACUUCCGAACAGGCUAGCUCUCUUGACUUCCGAACAGGCUAGCUCUCUCGUUUUCCUGACAGUGUAACACCAGACAAUGAUACCGAGUGUCCUCCAUACUCGCUGUCCUACACUACGAUAAGAGAUUGUAUACACACACCGCUAACUAACACGGGCCUUUCGACGAUCUGUGCUCAUGCAAGCUGUCACAAAGGUUAAUGUUACGGCAUAUUAUCAGGCGACUAUCAGUUCGGCAGCUCCGGUAUACCGGCAGGCACGUAUCACAGACUCUGAACAACCAGCGAACCAUGGCGAGUUUAAAUAAGUCUUUCACUGACCCUUCAACGAAGAAGUUCUUGGAAGAUUUCCACAGACUAAUGAUCAACGAAGCAUUAGAGGAGGGGGAGAAUGUGAACAGUAAAGUCUGUAACUUCGUACAGCCCGAGGAAUUAGAGAAAUUACUCGAUCUGGACAUUCAAGAUGGACCUACUUCUGACGAAAAGUUAUUGGAGUUGAGUGGUGAUUUGAUAAAGCAUAGUGUUAAAACAGGUCAUCCGCGGUUCUACAACCAGCUGUACAGUGGUAAGGAUCCAUACAGUAUGGCAGGGGCGUGGCUCACUGACGCUCUCAGCACUAACCUGCACACGUAUGAAGUAGCUCCUGUUUUCGUCGUCCUGGAGAAAUACAUGAUGAAGAAAAUGUGUUCGGUGUUCGGAUUUCCAAAUGGCGAUGGUGUUUUUUGUCCGGGUGGUUCGUAUUCCAACAUCCUGGCACUACAUGUUGCUAGGUACAAGUCCAAUCCAGCAUUCAAACAGACGGGCAAUUUCGGGUCGAAGGUCAUGACAAUGUUUACACAUGCAGAUGCACAUUACUCCUUAGCAAAAGGCGCCAGUUUUUUGGGGCUUGGAAUGAACAAUCUCGUCAGAAUCAAUACUGACGACAUUGGACGAAUGUGUCCAGAGGAUCUGGACAAAAAGCUCACAGAACAGAAAUCAAAAGGAACACAACCAAUUUUUGUGAUGGCAACCUGUGGCUCAACAGUUCUUGGGUCGUUUGAUGAUCUGAACGCUGUUGCCGAUGUUUGUCAGAAACACGGCGUCUGGAUGCAUGUCGAUGCGGCCUGGGGAGGAAGUACGAUCCUGUCUGCCAAACACCGUUCACUCAUGAGUGGGGUUAACAGGGCAGACUCCGUUGCAUGGAACCAGCAUAAGAUGAGUGGUGUACCCAUUCAGUGUUCAACUCUUCUGAUGAAAGAAAAAGGACUCCUGGAGCAAUGCAAUUCCUUCCAUGCUGAGUACCUGUUUCAGCCUGACAAAUGUUAUGACACCUCGUAUGAUAUAGGUGACAAGACUAUACAGUGUGGACGGAAGGCGGACGUACUUAAGCUGUGGAUGCAGUGGAAAGCAUAUGGUGACAAGGGUAUGGAGGCCCGAGUGGAUCAUGCCUAUGAAAUGGCAAUGUACCUGACACAGAAGGUUAAAGAAACAGAAGGAUUCCGGCUUGUGCUGCCGGAGUUUCAGUGUACGAAUAUUAGUUUCUGGUAUAUCCCUCCACGACUGAGGGGUAAAGAUGAAAACGAAGACUGGUGGAAAGAGCUGGCUAAGGUGGCGCCACAAAUUAAAACGAAGAUGAUGAUGGAGGGAACCAUGAUGACUGCUUACCAGCCCUUGUCAAGCAAAGGCCUUGUAAAUUUCUUCAGGAUCAUAAUAGAGAACCCGCUUUGCGACAAGACAGGGAUGGACUUCAUCGUCAAUGAGAUUGACAGACUAGGCAGAAAUCUAUAGAGGAAUAGCGCCCGAAGUUUAGUUCAGAUUAAAUAUAUACAUAUCGUACAGAUUUAAUACAGGUCGAAUUUCCAUUAUCAGAAUGGAUUUUUCGUGACAGACAACAGCAUUCUGAACCACAACCUGUUGCCAAGAAACAAUGAUGAACAUCAUAUAUCAGCAUAAACUGUACAGGGAAUAUGUACAAUACAAUGAAGUGCUAGCGUACACUAAACUUUCUAUGACGAAUUUGUGUAAAGUGAACCAUCGAUGUUUUGACUUACCUUUGUAUAUCGCAAACUUAGCAAGUGUAUAGGAAACUGUUUUAUAUUUUGUUCUAGCAGAUUGCCAGUGACACGGAUUGCUAUUGUAAUAGGAUGGAUACGUUUUAUGUUUGUAGACGUUAGUCUAUAUAAAGAUCAAAUACAUAUUAACAACAAAACGUUACGCCUUCAA